Molecule: messenger RNA, 1105 nt
Organism: Amphiprion ocellaris (clown anemonefish)
Lineage: Eukaryota; Metazoa; Chordata; Actinopteri; Pomacentridae
Exons: 3
Coding region: 60-278 (72 amino acids)
Biological process (GO): G protein-coupled receptor signaling pathway
Cellular component (GO): heterotrimeric G-protein complex
Molecular function (GO): G-protein beta-subunit binding
Source: RefSeq, a predicted model, not a curated record
GCUGAACAUCAGUGUGACUGUGGACUUGGACUUUCUCUCCCUGUCAUUUGGACUCAGUCAUGUCAAACAACAGCGCCGCCAACAGCAGCUUAGUGAUCGCCCAGAAGGCAGUGAAGCAGCUUCGACUGGAGGCCAGCGUCCGCAGGAUCAAGGUUUCUCAGGCCGCUGCAGAACUGAAGACCUUCUGUUUGCAAAAUGCCCACAAAGACCCUCUCCUCACCGGCGUGCCCUCCAGUGACAACCCGUUCAGGCCUCCCAAGUCAUGUGUCCUCCUCUGAGGAUUGUGAAGGAGUCAAAGAUCAUUCCGAUGUGGAUUUCUGUGACGUACAACACUGCUGAAGACAAUUAUAAUUAUAUAUAUGUUCAUAUGGUUACACAACAGACCUUAAUGCCAUAAUUCUGUCUUCAUGACCAAAUUAAAUACUUUUAACCACAACUCAGUUACAGUAGAAUUACACUUUCAACAGUGGUGGAUGAAAAACGUCUGUAUCUGAUGACAAGGAGAUCCAUGAAAGUCACACUGGAAGAUACCAGAUUUCUGUUUAUGAAUGUUGCUUGGAACAAUCUAAUUUAAUGUGUUUGUUCUUUUCUACAACUUUCUAGCACAAAUCAGAACUGUGAAAGCAAAAAAAAAUUAGUUUUUUCAUUACUGCAUUGGUAUUUUCUUUUUUAAAAAAAAAAGCAAAAGGCUUCAGUUUUGGAGACAAAGGAACCUUUAAAUGACUUUAGUGAUCCAAUAUUAACAAUUAAACACUAGCAUUAGUUCAGUUAUCUCUGUCACUGAAGCUGUCUUGUAUAAAUUUUGCAUCUUAGUUUUAGAAAACAAAAAAUUCACUAAGCUGCAAUAAUGAGUCCAUUCAUUUACUGAUUUGUCAACACAAAGUUAAGCUAAUGGACUCAUCCUUUUAGACAAAAAACACUGAUUAUUUUCUGAUUUGAUUGUCUUUAAUAUAAAGGUUUGAUGUGUUUCUGUGUUUUAUGUGAUUGUAACCUGAAUAUCUUUGGUUUUAAAUUAAAUUAAUAUUCCAAAUGUAAACUAUCAUGUUAGCUCAUUCUUAAGAUGCUACUAUGUCAUUUUGAAAACAUUAAAUUAUUACUACAUUAA